Molecule: messenger RNA, 795 nt
Organism: Mucor velutinosus
Lineage: Eukaryota; Fungi; Mucoromycota; Mucoromycetes; Mucorales; Mucoraceae
Exons: 2
Coding region: 1-795 (264 amino acids)
Source: RefSeq, a predicted model, not a curated record
AUGUUGAGGGUCUCUUCAAUACUCUAUUUACAACAAGUUUGGUCUCGUCCUUCGACAUUGGUAAUAGUGGAAGUUGCUAAACCCAUUGCUCCAAUCAUUUCUGCUUCCGAAGAAGAGGAGAGAGAAGAGGAGGCCACCCAAGAUUCAGCUUCAACUCUUACUGAGCAAGCUGCUAUAGUAAUAGAACAAGAACAGGACAAGGUAAUCGGCACCAUACAAGAGCAGGACAGAGUAAGCGACAUCAUACAAGAGCAAGGCGAGGAUCAAGUGCAAGGCGAGGAUCAAGAGCAGCCAGAGAUUGAGCAAGAACAAAUAUUUGUUGCAGCAUCCAGAACUGUUAGUUUCAAAGAGGGGUCCAUAUGUAGUAGCUUGAAAAUUUCUGCACCUUCUGUAGUAGUUACGAAUGGAUCAGAAACAGUGGCUAUCAUCCAACAACAGCCACCACCAUCACCAACAUUGCCCAGAGUAUUACCUCAAAAACCAGUCGAACGUGAGUACUACGAUGAUGAUCUUGAUCUUGAUGACGAGGAUGAAGAAGAGAUCAACACACCGCCCUCGACACCUUCGUCCAAAUUCUCCCCUAAACGCAUGUUGCAUCGAGCCAGAUCCAGCAUCAAUGAUGAAUCUGUUCGCAACUUGGGCCGCAGAACGAGUAUGUUUCUCGAGAAAUUUAAUUAUCAACCCACCUUACCUGCUACACCUAAUUUGAGAAGGCAAUCAUCUAAGUUAACAAAUAAAGGCAAGACUCUCUCAACGAAAUUAAAAAGGGUCUUGUCGUUUCAUCAUACAAACUAA